UCUUACCUCUGAACUGAAGCCAACCCCCCAAUUCGUGACACCAUGACCAACUCGUGUUGCUCCUCUUGCUGCCAGCCUACGUGCUGCAGGACCACCUGCUGCAGGACCACCUGCUGCAGGACCACCUGCUGCAAGCCCACAUGCUGUGUGUCCAGCUGCUGCCAGCCCAGCUGCUCUGGGUCCAGUGGCUGCGGGUCCAGCUGCUGCCAGCCUUGCUGCUCUCGCCCAACGUGCUGUCAAACCACCUGCUGCAGGACCACCUGCUGCAAGCCCACAUGCUGUGUGUCCAGUUGCUGCCAGCCCAGCUGCUGUGUGUCCAGCUGCUGCCAGCCUUGCUGCUACCGCCCAACUUGCUGUCAAACCACCUGCUGUAGGACCACCUGCUGCAAGCCCACAUGCUGUGUGUCCAGCUGCUGCCAGCCCAGCUACUGUGGGUCCAGUGGCUGCGGGUCCAGCUGCUGCCAGCCUUGCUGCCGCCCAACGUGCUGUCAAACCACCUGCUGCAGGACCACCUGCUGCAAGCCCACAUGCUGUGUGUCCAGCUGCUGCCAGCCCAGCUACUGUGGGUCCAGUGGCUGCGGGUCCAGCUGCUGCCAGCCUUGCUGCUGCCGCCCAACGUGCUGUCAAACCACCUGCUGUAGGACCACCUGCUGCAAGCCCACAUGCUGUGUGUCCAGCUGCUGCCAGCCUUGCUGCCGCCCCAGUUGCUGCUGCACACCCUGCUCCCAGCCAGCUUGCUGCACCCCCGUUUUCUGCAGGAGAACCUGCUACCAGCCCACCUGUUGCUGCCUGCCUGGGUGCCUAGCCCAAGGCUGUGGAUCCAGCUGCUGUUAGCCUUCCUGUUGCUCAUCACGUGACCAAAGAAACACCAUCUGCACACCUUCCUGUUAACUGACUUGCCAUUUAGGACAAAUUUCCUUGCUUGAUUUUGCUGAAAGUCACCAUGCAACCAUCAAAUUUUUUUUCUCAUAUGUGUUUUUAUAAGCUUGUGAAUCAGUUUGAUGUUGUACAGAGGACUUCCUCCAAUUCUCUUCCUUUCAAGUAUGUGGAUCUUGUGUCAGUUUCAUAAAUCCUUGAUACUAAGUUAUCGUCUUGGUUUCUGAAGUCAGGAUCAUCUGUUCCCUCUAAGUAGGUUAGGAAAAUAAGUCUCCAAAACUUUUUCAUAGGUUCCUGAAACUGAUUAAUAAACUUCAUAAUUAUAUAUAUUUUUCAACGUGCUCGUGGUUCUUUCUCCUGCUUUCAUCUUUAGAUGCAAGUAUCUUACUUAUAUGUUUCUUAAUAAAGGCUAUAUCAUAAUUCA
Molecule: messenger RNA, 1300 nt
Organism: Canis lupus familiaris (dog)
Lineage: Eukaryota; Metazoa; Chordata; Mammalia; Carnivora; Canidae
Product: keratin-associated protein 9-9-like
Exons: 1
Coding region: 43-834 (263 amino acids)
Cellular component (GO): keratin filament
Source: RefSeq, a predicted model, not a curated record